Messenger RNA from Strongylus vulgaris, 132 nucleotides. The record is from the annotation of a GenBank genome assembly. Lineage: Eukaryota; Metazoa; Nematoda; Chromadorea; Rhabditida; Strongylidae.
AUGUUCGAAGAGAAACUCGUCGUUGGUGUGGCAUCAGCCUGCUCCACUUUGGCCAUUGUUGCCUGCUUGAUUGUUGUACCAUCUUUGUACAACACCAUCAAUGAGAUCCACGACGAGGUUCUCGAUGGAGUC